AUGAACAGUGCAGCAGCGCACGUCGCUUGCAGACAGUUGGGCUUUGACUUCGGUGUUGUUUCUUCAACGCCGUGUGGUCAGUAUGGGGGCCAGAGCCAUUGUGGGGCCAGCGGUUCCGCAGUGGCCAUGAAGAAUUUGAAGUGCGGGGGUAGCGAGAUGAGCUUGAGCGAGUGCGAGUUCGAAGAUGCUGAUGAGGCAUGCUUCAGCCACAGCAGCGAUGCAAUUGUGUAUUGCGGUCUUGACAAUGCCGUGCCGUUUGUGAACGGCGAGCUGCGCUUGGUUGAUGGAGAUGGCGCUCCCGCUCUGCCGCAAGAGGCAGGGCGGCUGGAGAUGUACUUGGCGGCCAAAAGCGCUUGGGCCCCAGUGUGCAAAGUUGGGUUCACGAGCGGGGCUGCAGCUGUAGCGUGCAAGCAGAUGCAGUUCAGCGGAUCGUCGGGAUUUUCUGGUUGCCAGUCUGCUGGGCUGUGUGGUCGCGUGGCGCCAGAAGUGGCAGAGUUGGCUUGUUCGGGGCAAGAGGGCAGCGUGGUGCAAUGCCCCUUAGCCACAGGGGAUGACGUGUUCUGCGCGCCAGAGGAAUCUGUUGUGCUUUCCUGUGCUGGGGGUGGCAACCCAAUUGGACCCCCAGCAGCUCCUGCCAACGAGCCCGUGAUGUGA
Molecule: messenger RNA, 654 nt
Organism: Effrenium voratum
Lineage: Eukaryota; Dinophyceae; Suessiales; Symbiodiniaceae
Source: the annotation of a GenBank genome assembly